AUGAAGCCUCAGAAUCCAGCAAGAGCAUUACGCUCUAUACGAGGUUAUCUAUCGCCAAAUUUGCAGCGCCACUCUCUCUCAAGAAGCACAUCACUUCGGCUAGCUCCAGCAACAGCUUCGCAGGCCUUCUCGUCCACCACGUCUCGACACCACAACCCCACCAACUCAACCGUCGACCCCACAGAAGUCUCCCACUUCAAUGCCCUCGCAUCGAGUUGGUGGGAUCCCCACGGACCCUCGCGCCUCCUCCACCUCAUGAACCCUCUCCGCCACGGCUUCAUCACACAAUGCCUAUCCAGCUCCCCCCCAGCCUCGCAUAAGCUCCGAUUCCUAGACGUUGGCUGCGGGGGCGGUAUUUUCGCCGAGUCUGCUGCACGACUCCCAAGCACACUCUCCGUCACCGCGAUCGACCCCACGCCAGAAGUGCUUAAGAUCGCAGAGGGACAUAAGAAGAGAGACCCGAUACUGGCAGCGCCGGGCAAGCUGACGUACCUAAAUACGUCGAUUGAACAGCUUCCGCGCCCGAAGACACCGACAGAAGCAUACGACGUCGUGACGCUCUUCGAGGUCCUAGAACAUGUCCAUGCGCCCGGUCCGUUUCUUGAACAACUGUUACCGCAUGUGAAACCAGGUGGGUGGCUGAUCAUGAGUACGAUUUCGAGAACGUGGACGAGCUGGUUUAUUACGAAUGUCAUGGCGGAAGAUGUGUUGGGUAUGGUGCCGAAGGGGACGCAUGAGUGGAGCAAGUACGUGAACGAGGAGGAGUUGAGGUCGUGGUUUGCGAAGCAGCCGGGAUGGGGGAGUGCGAAGAGCUUAGGGACCAUGUACAUACCCGGCCUAGGGUGGAAGGAGGUGAGUGGGGGAGAGCAGUGGGGAAAUUAUUUCUUUGGGGUGAGGAGGGAUGCGUAG
Molecule: messenger RNA, 909 nt
Organism: Cucurbitaria berberidis CBS 394.84
Lineage: Eukaryota; Fungi; Ascomycota; Dothideomycetes; Pleosporales; Cucurbitariaceae
Product: hexaprenyldihydroxybenzoate methyltransferase mitochondrial precursor
Exons: 1
Coding region: 1-909 (302 amino acids)
Biological process (GO): ubiquinone biosynthetic process
Molecular function (GO): 2-methoxy-6-polyprenyl-1,4-benzoquinol methyltransferase activity
Source: RefSeq, a predicted model, not a curated record